AUGGCUACCACCACGUCGCCUGCAGCUGCAGUGACGCCGGCGCAAGAGAACAAGCUGUCGCCCCCGAGUCCUUUGCGGUCGGUCCUGGCGGGGAGCUUGGCGGGCGGUAUUGAGAUUGCAAUCACGUAUCCUGCCGAAUUUGCGAAAACAAGAACACAGCUGAACCGCCGGCUACCGGACGGCCAGAAGCUCCCAUGGCCGCCAUUCGGAAAGCAGUGGUAUGCAGGAUGUACGACGCUGAUCAUUGGCAACUCGGCUAAGGCUGGCAUACGAUUUGUUGCUUUCGACCAGUAUAAGAGUCUUCUCGCCGACGCCGAGGGGAAAGUCACCGGCCCCCGCGCCGCACUUGCAGGAUUCGCAGCCGGCGUGACAGAAUCUCUGCUCGCAGUGACUCCCACGGAAUCCAUCAAGACACAACUCAUUGAUGACCGCAAGCGCGCCCAGCCGAGGAUGCGCGGCUUCCUCCACGCCGUGCCCAUAAUCUACCGCGAGCGCGGCAUUGCCGGCUUCUUUGCUGGAUUCGUGCCCACCACCGCACGCCAGGCCGCCAACUCGGCAGUACGGUUCGGCAGUUACAACUUCUUCAAGCAGGCCGCACAGUCCUACGUGACGCCAGGCGAGAAGCUCUCCACUCCUGCGACAUUCGGCAUAGGAGCCAUGGCCGGGCUGGUGACGGUCCUGGUGACGCAGCCACUAGACACGAUCAAGACCCGGAUGCAGAGCAUCGAGGCGAGACAGAUGUACGGGAACAGCGUGAGGUGUGCCGGGUUGAUCUUCCGAGAGGAGGGUGUGUUGACCUUCUGGAGCGGGGUCGCACCCAGGCUGGUGCGCCUGGUUAUGAGUGGCGCAAUCGUGUUUACCAUGUACGAGAAGUGCAUGGAGGGUUUUGAUCGGAUUGAUCCCGAGAGAAAAUAUAUUUGAUGCCGACAGGGGUGGAUGAAGCAGGGACCAUCAUGAUAUAAAGUGGACCAAGAUGAGUAGUGGUCACAUUGCAGCUGUGGUACUCGGGUCCUAAAGGAAAGCACGGAUUGCACAAUGCGCCAAGAAGACCGGCCUGAUCUCGGACGAGCAUGAUGAUAUACAUUUCCGAGGUAGUAUUGUACAGUACAAACCCCACACGUAAUAGCAUGCAUCUGUAACAGCUGAAGAAUAUCACCGCAUACCACGCAAGAAAAUGGGUUGUCUUCUACCGAACCGUACCAGUUCCGUUGCCGAGAUCACGCCACCCGCAGUGCUGCUUCAUGGAACACACCUACUCGACCCUGCAGCCUCAUCCGCAAAGGAACACUCGUCUUUGACGGGAGCCAAGAUGGCAUGACUGACAGCCUCUUGGGGGAGAAACCAAGAGAGAAAGACAGGGACCUGGGUCUAUCGCAAGACAUCAAUCCUUCCAUCUUCCCCAGAAGAUCUCAGGAGGCUAUCCUGUUCUGAUUCUUUCUUCUUCCUCUUUGUACUGAGAGAAGAGGAAUCGGAAAAGGGAGCAGAUGGCUGCAUAUCUGGUUGCCCAACUCUACUUCAGGGCUUUUUGGGAGCCUUUUCAAGGUGUUUUGUUCGUUGCGACCACGAGAUGUGGUGGAUCGUAGCAGUCCAUGCAGUGACUCGAGCAGCGGCGCCAGUUGCGUUCGGACGUGUUCCCGGUUGUCAUCGGUAUCUAUUGGCGGCGGUCUGAUUUGUGCGUUCUCAUCCGUCACAGCUGAUCACGAGAACCUGAUCAUACCCUUCAG
Cryphonectria parasitica EP155 is the source of this 1724-nucleotide messenger RNA. RefSeq lists its product as uncharacterized. The record is from RefSeq and is a predicted model, not a curated record. Gene Ontology annotation, biological process: mitochondrial citrate transmembrane transport. Bases 1 to 921 code for a protein of 306 amino acids. NCBI's taxonomy places the organism in Eukaryota, Fungi, Ascomycota, Sordariomycetes, Diaporthales, Cryphonectriaceae. The transcript has 5 exons.